Molecule: messenger RNA, 1078 nt
Organism: Babesia bovis T2Bo
Lineage: Eukaryota; Apicomplexa; Aconoidasida; Piroplasmida; Babesiidae
Product: Dip2/Utp12 family protein
Exons: 2
Coding region: 501-1028 (175 amino acids)
Biological process (GO): maturation of SSU-rRNA from tricistronic rRNA transcript (SSU-rRNA, 5.8S rRNA, LSU-rRNA)
Cellular component (GO): nucleolus
Source: RefSeq, a predicted model, not a curated record
CUGGUUCAAUUAUUUACUUUUUAUAUCGCAAUAUUGGUUAUUACGUUCCUCGGGAAUUGUGUAUCGGCAGUGUGUUUUGUUACCAGAUAAAACCUUCUGGGUGUUUGUAGCUACGUUUUUGCAAUUACACAGGCGGGUGUCUUCUAUUGGCAUGUGCGAGUAUUCGCAAUAGGCCCACUUUAUGGAUAGCUGUGUUUUAUAUUAUAAUUCAUGUGGCAUCGUGGUACUUUGACGUUACUUUGUAGCUCCUGCCGUUACGUGAUACGUCGUUGGCACGUUCCAAUUUUGGGUGUCGACUGUAACGCCAACCCAAGGCAUAAGCAGGCAUUGUCUAACCCUGCUCCACGAUCUCGCGGUAUUCCCAAGCAUCUGAGUCCGUAUAUAUUUGGUAAACAGUACCAACGUCACCCUGCGUGGCGUACUGAUGAGACAUUUCUGGCAACCUCUGCUGCCAAAUACCGCCGUACAGUUCGUCGUAGUUGGUGAUUCGAUAUAUAGACAUGGUGAAGCAAGGUGCUUCACGUGACCAGGAGGGUAACGAGCAGCAUGGAGAAGGCCAUAAAGACACUGAUGCAGGCAAGUCUGGCAAAUCUCUUUCUGUAUCGUUAACCCAAGCUCUUUUGACAUCGGACAAGGCAUUGCUGGAGAGCAUGCUGCAGACCACUGAUAUUCAUACCAUCGAGGCUACAGUGGCUGAUAUGCCAUCUUCAUUAGCAUUAUCAUUGCUGGAAUUUAUAUGCUCUAAUGUAAUAAGGGUACCAAACCAGCUAUAUGGUCGGGAGGGUUGGAUAAACACUCUUCUACGACACAACUGUGCAUUCUUUUCACAGAACACUGCUGGACGCGCUACUCUGUUGAAGUUGAACAAGCACAUUAAACAAAGGUUAUCUGCUAACCAAGCUUUGCUUCGUUUAAAGGGCAAGGUCGAUACUGUAGUCUAUUUGUCUUCGAUUGAAACGCGUAAGCGUCAACGCGAGACGAUUGAGCGCAACAGUGCUUCUGAGCCUCUGGUAACUUACGAGGAUUAAUAUCUUCCCAAUUGUCUAUGGUCCUAGAUGUUUGUAUUAUACGAAUGCAU